Molecule: messenger RNA, 2347 nt
Organism: Pogoniulus pusillus (Red-fronted tinkerbird)
Lineage: Eukaryota; Metazoa; Chordata; Aves; Piciformes; Lybiidae
Gene: VPS45
Product: vacuolar protein sorting 45 homolog
Exons: 15
Coding region: 232-1944 (570 amino acids)
Biological process (GO): vesicle-mediated transport; intracellular protein transport
Cellular component (GO): Golgi membrane
Source: RefSeq, a predicted model, not a curated record
AGGGGUGGCGACAGGAGGCGAAGGGAGCCGAGGGGAGGUGACAGGAGCCGAGGGGAGCCGAGAGGAGCCGACGGGAGCCGAGAGGGACUCUGAGAGGAGCCGAAAGGAGCCGAGGGGAGCCGAAGGGAGCCGAGAGGGACUCUGAGAGGAGCCGAGGGGCUUCUAGGGUCUCCGAAGGGAGCCGAGAAGGUUCCGGUGCCGCCGAGGGGAGCCCAGCCGAGCCGAGCCGAGAUGAACGCGGUGCUGGCCGUCAAGCAGUACGUGUCCAAGAUGAUCGAGGACAGCGGCCCGGGCAUGAAGGUGCUGCUGAUGGACCGAGAAACGACCGGCAUCGUCAGCAUGGUGUACACCCAGUCCGAGAUCCUGCAGAGGGAGGUUUACCUCUUCGAGCGCCUCGACUCGGCCAGCAGGGAGCCCAUGAAGCACCUGAAGGCCAUCUGCUUCCUGCGGCCCACCAAGGAGAACGUGGAGCUGCUCACCCAGGAGCUGAGGAGGCCCAAGUACAGCAUCUACUUCAUCUACUUCAGCAAUGUGAUCAGCAAGAGUGAGGUCAAGUCCUUGGCUGAGGCUGAUGAGCAGGAGGUGGUGGCUGAAGUUCAGGAGUUCUACGGCGACUACAUCGCAGUCAACCCUCACCUCUUCUCCCUCAACCUCCUGGGCUGCUGCCAGGGGCGCAGCUGGGACUCUGCUCACCUCGCCAGGACCACCCAAGGGCUGACUGCUCUGCUUCUGUCCCUGAAGAAGUGCCCCAUGAUCCGGUACCAGCUGUCCUCUGAGCCUGCCAAGAGGCUGGCAGAGUGUGUGAAGCAAGUCAUCACCAAGGAGUAUGAACUCUUCGACUUCCGCCGCACCGAGGUCCCUCCCCUGCUGCUGCUCCUGGACCGCUCCGACGAUGCCAUCACUCCUCUGCUCAACCAGUGGACAUACCAGGCCAUGGUCCACGAGCUGCUGGGCAUCAACAACAACCGCAUCGACCUCUCCAGGGUGCCAGGCAUCAGCAAGGACCUGCGGGAGGUUGUCCUGUCCGCCGAGAACGAUGAGUUCUAUGCCAAUAACAUGUACCUGAACUUCGCAGAGAUUGGCAGCAACAUCAAGAACCUCAUGGAGGACUUCCAGAGGAGGAAGCCUAAGGAGCAGCAGAAGUUGGAGUCCAUCGCAGACAUGAAGGCCUUCGUGGAGACCUAUCCGCAGUUCCGGAAGCUCUCCGGCGCCGUGGCCAAGCAUGUGACAGUGGUGGGGGAGCUCUCCCGCCUGGUGGGGGACAGGAACCUGCUGGAGGUCUCCGAGGUGGAGCAGGAGUUGGCCUGCCAGAACGACCACUCCAGUGCCCUGCAGAACGUUCGCCGCCUGCUGCAGAACCCCAAGGUGUCGGAGCUGGAUGCUGCCAGGCUGGUGAUGCUCUAUGCCCUGCACUACGAGAGGCACAGCAGCAGCAGCCUGCCAGGGCUGCUGGCAGAGCUGAGGGGCCGAGGGGUGCAGGAGAAGUACCGCAAGCUGGUGCCAGCCCUGCUGGAGUACGGCGGGAAGCGAGUGCCAGGCAGUGACCUCUUCAGCCCCAAGGAUGCUGUGGCCAUCACCAAGCAGUUCCUCAAAGGCCUGAAGGGGGUGGAGAAUGUCUACACCCAGCACCAGCCUCUGCUGCAUGAGACCCUGGACCAGCUCAUCAAAGGGAAGCUCAAGGACAGUCACUACCCCUACCUGGGCCCCAACACCCUCCGGGACAGGCCCCAGGACAUCAUUGUCUUCAUCAUUGGAGGAGCAACCUACGAGGAGGCUCUGACUGUCUACAACCUGAACCGCACCAACCCUGGGGUCCGCAUCGUGCUGGGGGGCACCACCAUCCACAACACCAAGAGCUUCCUGGAGGAGGUUUCCUGCUCAGCCUUCCGCGGCCGCAGCUCGGAGCUCUCCCAAGCCCUGCCCAGGUCGAGCAGCAGACGCUGAGCCCGAGGCUGCCCCCGGAGCUACCUGCGCGGCUCCGGAGCACAUCUGGACCUUGGCAUCCUUCUGCUGCUGCUUCCCACCCGUGCCUGGAACCUGCGUGGGCGCCAGAAGCUGCUGGAGCUGGAGCUGGCCCCGGGGCCGUGCCCCAGGCUGCGGUGGCCUCUCCUUGGGCACUCCCCAGCAGCUGCAGGAGGAGCUGGGACAGGUCCCUGCCUGCAGGAGGAGCUGGGACAGGUCCCUGCGGCGGCUCCGGGGGCUGGAGGGGCCAGAGCCUGCUGAGCCUCUCCUCAAGGAGCUCCUGGCCCAGGCUGCUGCUCGGAGAGGUGAAGCUGAAGGGCACUGGGGGGGGGGGGUCUGGGGUCUGUGUCUCUGUGUUUGGAGUCCUAUUAAAGAACUGAACCCA